Messenger RNA from Penicillium angulare, 1041 nucleotides. RefSeq lists its product as uncharacterized. Bases 1 to 1041 code for a protein of 346 amino acids. Lineage: Eukaryota; Fungi; Ascomycota; Eurotiomycetes; Eurotiales; Aspergillaceae. The transcript is spliced from 5 exons. The record is from RefSeq and is a predicted model, not a curated record.
AUGGCUCCGUUCUCUGGAGAUGGAGUCUUGUGGCUUUGUCUAGGAAUAUCACUUUUCUUCGCCGUACGCGGCAUCGCUACAGACCUUAGGCAAGUGGUUGAUCUGACCGAGAUCAAGCAUGUUGAGCGGGAGGACAAGAUCAUAAGUGAUGGCACUGAGGAAGCGCUCAAGCUAGAUACCCUUCUAAAGCUCUCCGGGAGCACGAGCCAUGACCUUCGAGCCGCAGCCCUCCGUAUCAUUUCCGAACGCUCAACUAAGGGAGAAACACGCGAACUUUUAUUGGAGGAUUUAUCGAGCAAAAAUAAAGCACGCCAGGGUAAAGCGCUGACGGCGCUUCACUUCCUUGCCACCAACCGAGCUCUCUCUCGAACAUCAGUCUGCACUAAACUCCGAGAUCGUGCGACAUACACGGCCUUGAUCAAUUGCCUGUGCAAUUUUCUAGAGGAGCACACAGAAGUCACAUAUCCGACAACAUCGCCAGUACUCGCCAGGGCACGGCCACUCGGAGAGAAGAAAGCGCUUCAAAUCCUCAACAAUCUUCUUCCAGAAAAUGUCCCCGCAGCAUUAGAAGCGGGGAUUGUAAGCCGGUGGCUGACGAAUUAUCCUUUUCCGUGCGCAUUGGCCGAGCCAUCUCGACGACAGGAUGUGGUGAUUCUACUAAAGACUUGGUUGUUCGACGAUGCAGUCAUGAGCUCCAUAGUCAGUACAUUGGAUUCGCAUCCAGAUGGGAGAAAGCAAUUACGCAAGCAUGGGCUGAUGGGAAGCAUGAUUGAAGAAGAGAACGAUCAAGACGACGAGGAUGAGGAUGAGGAUGAGGAUGAGGACGAGGGUGACGACGAGGACGAGGACAGUGAUGUAUGGAUGGUGGAUGGCGAAGAUACAGCUGGUUCCUACAGAGGAUCGCCAUCACGGAGGCCUGCAGAAGGUAGCGCCGAAGAACAAGCUCUUCGUCGACGACGGAGAGAAGCCAUGGUACUAAGUGAAGGAGGACGACCACUUGGAAGAGAUGACAUCAUCCAGCGACCGCUCCAAGAGGAUUGA